Tilletiopsis washingtonensis is the source of this 2151-nucleotide messenger RNA. Its product is annotated as class II aaRS and biotin synthetase. The record is from RefSeq and is a predicted model, not a curated record. Lineage: Eukaryota; Fungi; Basidiomycota; Exobasidiomycetes; Entylomatales. The coding region runs from base 30 to 2060 and encodes 676 amino acids. Gene Ontology annotation, molecular function: proline-tRNA ligase activity; ATP binding. Gene Ontology annotation, cellular component: cytoplasm; mitochondrion. Gene Ontology annotation, biological process: prolyl-tRNA aminoacylation. The transcript has 4 exons.
CUCAAACCUACGCACGCCUCGUUUGUGCGAUGCUGAAACGCACCCGCACGCCGCACGCCCUAUGGCGUCCGGCAGUGCUGCCGUGGCCCGCUGCGCUUCCCGCUCGCGCACUCUCGACCAGCGCCCGCACCGACAGCACCGCCGGCGAAGCAGCUACGUCGGCGACGCCUGCCCCGCCUGCCACAUCAGCCGAGCGCCCGCAGCCUUUGACGAGCAAUGCGACGCUUCUCUCGCGCUUCUACGCGCCCACACAGCGCUCCACGGAGGUAGACACGCCGCUCAGUCUGCUGCAGCGCGGCGGCUACAUACGCGCCUCGGCCUCAGGCGUCUACACCCUGCUGCCAGCAGGCCUGCGCGUGCAGCGCAACAUUGCGAGUACCAUUGCUCGCCAUAUGCGUGCCGCAGGCGCCUCGCAGGUGCAGAUGCCGACGCUGUUGCCGGCGGCCGCGUGGAAGAAGAGCGGCAGGUGGGAUGGCAUGGGGCGCGAGCUGUAUCGCCUCAAGGACCGCGCGGGAAAGGACUGGCUGCUGGCGCCUACGCACGAGGAGGAGGUCACCUCGCUUGUAUCGGAGCUUGCGCUGAGUGCAAAAGCGCUGCCCGUGCGGGUCUUCCAGAUGACACGCAAGCACCGCGACGAGCCGCGCGCCCGGGCCGGGCUGGUGCGCACGCGAGAGUUCCUCAUGAAGGAUCUCUACACGUUCGACGUCGACGAGGCCGCGGCAUCGAAGACGUAUGAGGAGGUGCGGAAGGCCUAUGCGGCCGCGUUUGACGAACUACUUGGGCCCGGCAACUGGCGAGCUGCAGAGGCAGAUACCGGCGCGAUGGGAGGACAGCGCUCGCACGAGUAUCAGGUGGACGAUCCGACCGGCGAGGACACCAUCCUCUCGUGCCAGAGCUGCAGCUAUGCCGCCAACGAGGAGCUCGCAGCGGCGCUGCCGACGCGUCAGAACCCGCCCUCUGCUGCAGACGACGUGGAAGUGCGUCUCUACGGCCCGACAUCGCUCCUGCCUGGCGCCACGAUGACUGCCAUCGUGGGUGCCAAAUCGCGCCGCCUCAACGAGACGAAGCUGCAGCGCCACCUCUCCGCCGACCUGCGGCCUCUGCCGCUGACGAGCGAAGAGGCGUGGGAGUGGAGCGAUCGUCCCGAGGGCCCGCUGCCGGCCUAUGAGGCCCUGCACGUCGUGCUCGAUCACGAGUGCCGCGGCCUCGAGGCAGACGAGGUGGGCGAAGCGCUGCGUGCCGCAGCCCUGCGGUACGGCUCUCCGCCGGGCACGCCCGCCGAGGCACUGCAGGACGGACCGACGCUCCAAGAGCUCUUCCCUGCACAGCUGCAGCUCGGCUCCGAUGCUCCGCUCGAGGCCGUGCUGCCAUUGCAGUACGCGGAUCUGCGCAGUGUCGAAGAGGGCGACACGUGCGCCUCUUGUGGCAGUGGCCAGCUGCGUUCGACACGCACCAUCGAGGUCGGCCAUACCUUCCAGCUCGGCACGCGCUACUCGGAUGCCCUCAACGCCACAUUCACGCCGUCGGGCGACGGCCCGCGCGUGCCGUACCAGAUGGGCUGCUAUGGCAUCGGCAUCACUCGCCUGCUCGGCAUUCUCGCCGCCAAGGCGCAUGAGCGAGCCUUGCAGGCAGGCCGCACGGGAUUUGCCUGGCCUCUACGCCUGGCUCCGUUCCGAGUUCUCGUUAUAGUGGACUCUGCCAAGGAGGAGGCAUUGGAGGCGGCACAUCUCGUGGCCACACGCUGCGGUCGACGAGGCUUACUGCUCGGGCAGAAUCAGGUCUCCUUCGCUGAUAUUAGUGUGGCAAUCGACGACCGCAGCGUGCGGCGAGGAGAAAAGUUUGCAGAUGCCGACCUCCUGGGCUAUCCGCACAUCUUCGUCAUUGGCAAGCACUGGGAGAAGACCGGAGAGGUCGAAGUGCGCGACAGGGCACGUGGCGCUGCCCCUGGACGCGAGGAGACAUGGUAUGUCCGCCUGGGGCCGCUACGGCUAGGACCAAAUGCGUACGUGGGUCCCAUGACGGCGCGUCCGGCGCGGCAAGACGGGAACGCUGAGCAAUAAAUGCGUCCAACGAGCAAGCCAAAGGAUCUCAUUUGCGAGCGCGUAGCUUGAUCGAGGCCUCAGCGCCAGUACAGCGGGCAGUCGGGCAGCA